Messenger RNA from Ipomoea nil (Japanese morning glory), 1696 nucleotides. RefSeq names its product probable protein phosphatase 2C 60. The record is from RefSeq and is a predicted model, not a curated record. Bases 207 to 1361 code for a protein of 384 amino acids. Lineage: Eukaryota; Viridiplantae; Streptophyta; Magnoliopsida; Solanales; Convolvulaceae. Gene Ontology annotation, biological process: protein dephosphorylation. Gene Ontology annotation, molecular function: cation binding; protein serine/threonine phosphatase activity. The transcript has 12 exons.
GUUCAAAAUCAACUCUCUCUGUCUGAAGACCUUCUUUCUGUCUCUAUCUUCGCCUCUUUCCGAGUUUCCGUAUUGCAAAUACUCAUUUUAUCUUCAUAAUUACUGGGUAUUAAUAACUUUUCAAAGUGUCGGAUUGUAUGUUCUGCUCGUGCAGUUGGCUCUGAUUCAAGGUUGAGUACGAUCGCUCAACUGGGAAGUUAAAAGUGAUGGGUAUAUACCUUAGUUCUCCAAAAACAGAGAAGUUCUCAGAGAAUGGUGAGAAUACAAGGCUUAGAUAUGGUUUAUCAUCCAUGCAAGGAUGGCGUGCAACAAUGGAAGAUGCGCAUGCGGCGAUCCUUGACUUGGACACUACCACUUCCUAUUUUGGCGUUUAUGAUGGUCAUGGAGGGAAGGUUGUGGCUAAAUUCUGUGCCAAGUAUCUUCAUCAACAAGUGCUUAAACAUGAAGCUUAUCUGGCUGGUGAUAUUGCAACUUCUGUGCAGAAGGCCUUUUUUAGAAUGGAUGAGAUGAUGCGCGGACAGAGAGGCUGGAGGGAGCUUGCUGUUCUGGGGGAUAAAUUGAACAAGUUCACUGGUAUGAUAGAAGGUCUGAUAUGGUCUCCAAGAAAUUCUGAUGGAAAUGAUCAAGUUGAUGAUUGGGCAUUUGAGGAGGGGCCCCACUCUGAUUUUUCUGGACCGACUUCUGGAAGCACAGCUUGUGUUGCAAUCAUUAGAGGCAACCAUCUUGUUGUUGCAAAUGCUGGUGAUUCUCGCUGUGUAAUAUCAAGAAAGGGUCAGGCAUACAAUCUGUCAAGGGACCAUAAACCUGAUCUUGAGGUGGAAAGAGAACGAAUUCUAAAAGCCGGCGGUUUCAUUCAUAAUGGACGAGUGAAUGGCAGUCUAAACCUUGCAAGAGCUAUAGGAGAUAUGGAAUUCAAGCAGAAUAAAUUUUUGCCAGCUGAGAGGCAAAUAGUAACUGCCAGUCCAGAUAUAAAUACAGUUGAGCUAUGCGAGGAUGAUGAUUUUAUUGUGCUAGCUUGUGAUGGCAUAUGGGAUUGUAUGUCAAGCCAGCAAUUGGUUGAUUUUAUACAUGAGCAGCUGCACUCUGAAAGCAAGCUUUCCACAGUAUGUGAAAGAGUUCUUGAUAGAUGUUUGGCGCCAUCCACUGCUGGAGGUGAGGGAUGUGACAACAUGACUAUGCUACUGGUACAAUUUAAGAAACCAAUUUACUCGGGGUCCUGUGAGUUGCCUGAACCUGCUGAAUUGUCUCCCCCUUCUGAUGAUAAGUUGCCUAUAGUGGAUGAGAAAUCUCAUGCUUCCAGUGAGGUUGAAGCUGAACCAAAACCAAAACCAAAACCAGUUGAGUGUGGAUCAAGUUCAUGACUGGUAUCUAUGCUUUUUAAGCCAUAUUUUUGGAAUUUUAAUCUGCCAAUAUGUGUGAAGGCUUACAGCAUCUACUACUAAAUGCACUGUACACUUAUAGUGAUGCUUUUUUUUUGUGACUGCACUGUACUGCACUGGAACAAUUGAAAUGGCAUGUAUAGAGUUUACCCCAGGUUUGACAAUCGUACAGCUCCGACUCAAAACUGCAAAGGAGUCAUCAUCUGUUCUUUUUUUUUUUUUUUUUUUUUUUUUUUUUGUUUAUUUUAAUGUUUUUUUUUUCGUGUGUAAUUUUUACUGAUACGGAGUAUCUUCAAAGUUGCCAAACUUGCAUUAGU